Messenger RNA from Malassezia japonica, 1011 nucleotides. RefSeq lists its product as uncharacterized. Bases 1 to 1011 code for a protein of 336 amino acids. Lineage: Eukaryota; Fungi; Basidiomycota; Malasseziomycetes; Malasseziales; Malasseziaceae. The record is from RefSeq and is a predicted model, not a curated record. The transcript has 2 exons.
AUGCGCGACUGGACGUGGGAGGAGCUGCGCGAUGUUUUUCAGGCGCGCGGCUACCACAAGACGCCGCUGAGCGUCGAGAGACUCGAUGAAAAGAACAAGAAUGUGCUCCUGCAGAUUAUGCGCACGCUCAUGAACGAGCGCGAGGAAGACGCACAGGUGCGCGAGCGCCUCCUCGCGCGCAACCAGGAGCUGGAGCGGCGCGUGCAGACGACGCAGCGCACGACCAAGCACGCGUCGGACAAGACACAGAAUGUCGAGAACCGCUUGCACACGAUCGAGUCGCGGCUGCAAAACGCACACCGCGCACUGGCCGACGAACAGGCCGCGCACAAAGCGACGCGCGAGCAGCUCGGCCGCGCACGCAAGCAGAUGCUGCAGAUGAAGGCGGCUACGGCACAGCACCGCACUGCGACCGACCGCCGCUCGGAGCGCCUGCGCGAGCGCAUGACGACGCUUUCCCUCUCGAACCUCAAGGCGCUCGUGCCGGAUAUCCGCAUCGCGAGCCCCGCGUUUGUCGCGAAAUCGACCACGCCCGAGGCCGAGAUUGCCGAGCAGCAGCUCUCGGCCACGGAGCAAAAGAACCUCGCGCUGAUGGACGCGACACACGCGCUCAAGAAACUCGCGGCGGAUGCGCUCACGUCGCUGCACCAGGCCGAUGUGCGUCUGCAAAAGAUUAUCGAGGUCGAGGUGCCGCACGAGGCGCGCGGCGCGCGCGAGGGCGGCGAGCCGCAGCUCGCGCAGCUCUUCCCCCCGCUGCGCCCGCUUGUGGUGGACGAUACAGAAGAGACGCAUCCUGCACGCAAGCGUCUGCACACCUUGUCGCGUGCGCUGCAAGAGCACGUUGCUCAGCUGUCCCAGUGGGCUGCGCUGAGCCAUGUGCGGAGCGAGUAUACCCCCGCGGAGCGCGGCGCGGCGCCCGUGUCGCCGACCCCUGCGGACCUCGCCGAGGUCCAGCAGGUCGAGGCCGAUCUGCUGCUGCCCGGCAAGCGGCGGCGUGUGAGCGAAUCGUAG